Messenger RNA from Seriola aureovittata, 2066 nucleotides. It is a transcript of the gene terf2, whose product is annotated as telomeric repeat binding factor a. Gene Ontology annotation, cellular component: shelterin complex; nucleus; chromosome, telomeric region. The record is from RefSeq and is a predicted model, not a curated record. The coding region runs from base 40 to 1965 and encodes 641 amino acids. NCBI's taxonomy places the organism in Eukaryota, Metazoa, Chordata, Actinopteri, Carangiformes, Carangidae. The transcript has 13 exons. Gene Ontology annotation, molecular function: telomerase activity; double-stranded telomeric DNA binding; protein homodimerization activity. Gene Ontology annotation, biological process: negative regulation of telomeric D-loop disassembly; telomeric loop formation; telomeric D-loop disassembly.
CCCACGGCUCCCUCCCGCUUCCGUUGAUAUCGUCUGAAUAUGGCGGCAAAGGAAACUAUACACAGUCAUCAAACUGUUGUCGAGGGCAUCGUCAACCGCUGGCUAGUGGAUUACUAUUUGUUUCUGGCUUUAGAGUCCUUUAAAAAUGAACAAUAUGCGGAUUUCUGCGGCAUUCGUCGUGUACUUAACAGUGUCUUGGCCCGUCCUUUGGAGUCCACCGAUACAAUGCCAACAAAAAUUGGGAUAUUGCAGUUCCUCUCCAGGAUAAAUGAGGGCGAAAGACUUGACCUGCUAUUUGAGUCUGACCAGUCAAUAACUCCUCUGGAAUCAGCCUUAAUGUUGCUGGAAGGCAUCAACCAAAAAUGCAGUAUUCCAGAGCAGGAUUUCGAGAAUGUAAGCACUUCAAUUAAAGAGAUGAUUGUGCGGAUUUUAAUUAAAUACAAUGAAUUUGAGAAAGCAAAGGAGCUGCUGAUCAAAUACUUCCCCAAACCAAUGGUUGGCAAGAAAGCUAUAUUCAUGGGUCUCAUCAGCAAGAGGAGUAAAAGGCAUGAACUCAUCGAGCGAAUCGACUUCCACCAGUUCAAGGAGGAGAUGUUGGCCUUUUGCCAGAGGCUCUGCUCAUUCAGUGUUCCCUUUCUGCACAAGGCUGCAAAACAGCUAAUUGAUAAAAGGCUUACGGAGCAAGACGACAAAAUAGCUGGACCUGAUGAGCAAGAUGAACCUGGCGCAAGUCCACAAAUCAUCACCGUCUCAUUUUUACCAUGUAAACGUAAAAUUAUCCAGAGGACAAGGCUGGAGGAAGUCUACAAGGCUUUGGCUGCAGGUUCUGAUGAGAGAACAUUUGCCUGGCUGGAGGAAGAGGUGGAGAAAGAGCAGCAGGCAAGAAAAGAAGACCUUUCCCUGCGCCUCUCGCCUUCUCCCGAAAAGGAUGCCAAUCAGGACGAGCUUUUUCAGAGAGAAUCGGGCAGUCCAAUGGAGGCUUCCCCAGCAGACCAACCACCACAAAUGGAUGCUGUUCCUCAAACACAGGCAGGUUCACUCUCAAAGACACCCUCAGUGCUGAGGAAGAGGCGGCUUUACACUGUGGCACAACUAGUGGUCGAACCGGACAGCCAGGCGAGCUUGCAGUGUUCAACAGCCUCUCAGGAGCUAGAGACCGAGUUCAGAACAGAAGAGCCACCACAGUCCCCGACUCUAUCCAAAGAAAAAGACUCGCUGAGCCUAUUAACGGACAUUGAGGUUACCAAACCCACACGGAAGCUCCGCAGACGACCCAACAAAAGUUGCAGCAGAGCCUCAGCUAGUUUGGCAGAGUCAACAGACAGUGAGGAGGACCCCCCUGGCUCUGUGGCCAACAGGGAAAUUCAUGUGGGAAAACUCCACAACCAGUCCAACAGUUCACCCACCAGAAACUCCACCCAGUCAAAACAGUUGUCAUCAGACAAUGAGGAAGACCCACAGGGGUCCUUGGCCUCCUUCAGAACCCCAGUGCGGAAAACCCGCAAACAACUGGCCAGCAAACCUCUCAGCAACAGUCCAGGUAGUGCAGUUGGAGUCUGUGUCAUGGAUUCUUCAUUGGACAAAUCGCCCAACCUGUCCACACCUCAUCCCGUCCCCCAGACAAGCUCCACUCCACACAAAGACUCAACCCAAGACAAAGGUCUCUCCCAUUCAAAAUGGAAACAACUGUACAAUAAUGCAAAGGAAAGUAAGGAAAGCUGGAGCGACGAAGAGUCAUAUGUCAACUCCAGAAAGAACAGCGGAUCGCACGAGACCAACAGUUCAACUUCAAGCCACAGGAAGAGGAGAUGGACUGAGAGUGAGACACAGAAGUUGAAAGAAGGGGUCAGAAAAUUUGGUGAGGGGAACUGGGGUAAGAUAAAGGCACACUACAAGUUCAGUAAUCGAACAAACGUCAACCUCAAGGACAGAUGGAGAACAAUGAAGAAGUCAAAUAUGGUGUGAGACUGAAGACAAGUUCAAGGGCAGUGAUUCAGCAGUUUUGUAAAGAUUGUAAACUUUAUGUUCAUUAGACGUUCUAGUUCAAUAAAUUUUCAGCUAUUCAA